AUGGAGGCGGCGGGCUCCAGGUGGGUGGGAACGGCGGCGGCGGCGGCUGUCGCGCUUGCGCUGGCUGGAUUCUCUGGUGGGCAUGAAAAAAGGGUUAUUGGGGAGAAAGAAUGAUGGGAAUCUAGCAGAGCUCUUCUGUAAUGUAAUGUGUCGUCUCAAAAUCUGCAGCCCGCCGCCGGUGGAGACGAAGAUGCAGGGCCUUGGCCGAGCGAGUAAGGGAGCUGGAGGCGCAGCUCAAGGCUUCUGUGGAGAAGGGCGCCGCCGAGAGGUGCGGCAGGAUCAGGGCCCAGCAGGUACGGCCUUCUUUGGCGCCGUCUGCGGACGCUGGGUCAAGUUUUUACGGUUCCGCGGUUUCUGGGUUGGAAGAAUUUUUACUACGGGGGUUUUAGGUUCUGCUGCGAACUCUCCUCCUAGGCUCUGCGAAAGGCGUUGGCCCGCGGGCAGGAGACUUCACCUUCAUCGUCGUCGUCGUCAUCUUCUUCGGGUUCUUACCCGAUGACCCCCAUGGCCACAGUCAGGUCGUGCUUCUCCACGAGGUAGGUAAUCUCAUGGCUGCUUGUGCUUUCGCGAGAUUUACAUCUUGCGGGGGUGACCAUAUGGACGGGAAUUCCCAGGAAUGGGACGCCGAGACAGCCCUUGCUGGUCCCCUUAGCCAGGGCAUGCCUGACGCUCGACACCAGCCGCGUCCCUCCGGGUGCCCUCGAAGGUCUCGCAGAGUACUCCCAUUGUUGGAUCCUUUACGUCUUCCACCUGAAUACGGACCUGGAGAAGCUCUGGAAGCAUCCCUCUAGAUCGGGUUUCAAAGCAAAGGUUAGAGCGAGAAUCUUCUCCCCAAAUUAUGGUGUGCGGCUUGCUCUCAACUUGUUUCGAAAAGGAAGCAGUUGAGUUAUCGUCUCUUCUCUGCGCCAGGUGAGAGUGCCCAGGCUCAAGGGCGGUAAGAUGGGAGUCCUCGCCACCAGAUCUCCGCAUCGGCCUUGUCCAAUCGGUCUCACUGUUGCCAAGGUAAGGACGAACUUUGCAGUCACGGAGAGAUUUUUCACUUGCCAAUUCUAGUAUCUCCUCUUGUGGGAAAAGAAAAAGUCUUAUUUUGGGUUGAAGCCAAAUAAAUCUAAGUGAUCAGAGUUUUUUUACAAGUGUAAAAAGUCUUCCUGUAUUAAGUCGGCCAUCUUAUUUUGGGGAAGAAGUAUUUUUUUUCUUAAUCUUUCUGAAUUUAUGGUGCUCUCACAUGAAGCUCCUAAUGGUGACAAAUUGGCUGAGAAACAUAAACCCAUUCUACUGGUUACAUAUUGAGUGUUGAUUUCCAGGUGGAGGGAGUGGAUGGGCGUGCCGUUCUACUUUCGGGGGUUGAUCUUGUUGAUGGAACGGUAGCCAGUUUCUCUAAUUCCUUGUGGUGGGAAGUGCUAUAUUUUCGGUUAUGAACGCGGGCUUAGGGCAUGCAUGCAUUCAUUUUGAUGUUUGUGGACAGCCUGUGCUCGAUAUAAAGCCAUAUCUACCCUAUUCCGACUGCGUUCGAGGAGCAAGAACGCCCACAUGGCUGCAGGUAUUUUUUCUAAGAUUUUUUCAGUUAAUUAGCUUCUUCAUUCCUUCAACUGCUUACUUAAUGUAUAUGGAAAUGGCCAGCAGAUGUUCUUGUGAAAUGUCUGAGAAUGAAGAUUCAUACUGUAGAUCUUUGCCAGUAGCUCUCCUUUAGGAUGAUGCUAUCUGAUGAGUUUCGGACGGUGAUUUUUGUUUGUCGGGCUCCUUCUUCUUUUCUAAAAGAGGGAACUGUGAUGAAUAGUUCAUCCUGGGUGAGGAUUUUCAUUUUGGGUCUCAGUGCCGUUUCAGCAAGUCUGGUAAACUCUCAAAGGAAUCAGGAGAUAUGGUUUGAUUCUUCAUAAUCCUUUUCAUCUUAUCUUUGGGCCUUCCCGUCCUAGCCCCUUUUUCCUUCUAUCAGUGCAGUUGUGCCGUGGAUUUCUGCCUUUCCCUUUCUUUCUGGCUCCUCCUCCCUCUCUAAAGAUCAUAUUUUAGACGGUUGUGAUCUUAUCUCAUUUACUGUGCAAGAUCUUAUGGGAGUACACCAAAACUUUUGAAGGCAUUCUUUGUGAAUGAGUGCAGAAUCAGGGAAAUAUUCGAAGCCUAGUUCUGAUAUUAUGCUUAUCUCAAAGAAAUGGAUCUUCUCCCAAUAAAAAGAAGAAGAAAAACGCAUCUUAAUCCGAAGUUCUCAAAACCAGUGUGGUCAUGCUCUCUCCUUGGUUCUUCUGUAUCAGUUGGGGAAGCACUUUGCCAGAGUUUAUUGAGAAUGACAUGGCUUGCUGCAUCUUCCAGCUGUUCUGAUGUAGAUAUCAUAAACGCCUGCGUAUUUCUAUAACUUAGUGUUCCUUUCGAUUUCGUCUCGAGUUCUAAUCACGUGCUUAUUCUGCAUUCUGCAUACGGCAAUGGACAUCUGCUGCGCGCAGGAGAGCAGCUCACUGGAUGUGGCUUCUGUUCAAUUCUCUGAGGGCUUCUCUUCCUUGCUUGCUAAGUGCUGGGAAGCUGCUGUGAGUACUCCCUUAAUUCAAGCUCCGAUAUUUUAAUGGCAUCCAUAAAGCUGUACGCGGCGAAUUAUUAUUGCAUGGAAGCACACUUUCUGGACGAAAACCUGUGGGCCAUCUGAUUUUGGUUAAUUAAAAUUAUGUUAUCUAAGAACAGAUGAUGCCUAGAAAAAGUUGGUGUGGUCGGCGGCCAUUAUCUUCUGAUGAUUUGUGGUUUGAAUAAAACACUUGUCUGAUUCAUAAAUAUUAUAAUCUUCUUCUGAACUAGGGGGUUUUCUUUUCAAAUCAAAUGAUUCGCAUCCAUCAAAGUCUAAUAUUUUAAGCCAUUUAAUCCCUCUGUACGCUGUUGUGAUUGUUCCAGGGGAAAUGGUCAUUAUAUGCUUCUGACGAUGAAUUAAAGGACUUAAUCAGGCAAGUUCUUUCUUGGGAUAUAAGGUCCAUGUCUCAAAGGAAUCGCCCUCAUGAUGCAACAUCAGCGGAUAAAUCCGGAGCUUCUGAUGUCCAAUCAGACAUGGGGAAUGAAUCAGACGAAGGAUCCAGAGAGUCUGCUCGAGCCUCUUCACUCUUACCUGAUGAAGUGACGUACCACUUAAUAGUGGAAGGGGUGGAUAUCACGUACAGGAUUGAUGAAAAUUCCAACAUCAUGGUUGAGGGAGCCUCACUUUCAAAUAUAAAAAAUAAUUCCAGGCACUCUGGAAGUAAUGCUACAUGGAGAAACAAGUUUUCUUAG
Molecule: messenger RNA, 3240 nt
Organism: Spirodela intermedia
Lineage: Eukaryota; Viridiplantae; Streptophyta; Magnoliopsida; Alismatales; Araceae
Source: the annotation of a GenBank genome assembly